AGAAGAAAGCUUUAAAAUACCACUCAAAAGGUCAAUAAGUUUAUAGAAAUUGUUUUUUUUUCUUGUUUUUCCUUCAGCACCCACUGAAUGCAACCAGAGAAUGGCGCAAAAGCAGACAAUUGCAUGGAAAACUAAUAUUAAUGAAACAUAAGAGAGCGUUAUUCUACAGUACCAUUUGUCUACUAUUUAUUUUUUAUUUUUGCCGAGAGAAAAAAAAAAAGUUGUUUGAUUUUCCACACCGUCAGCCAGUCGAAUAUGCCCCUGCCUCGCAGGGUGCCGCGGCCCCGCCCGUUUCGUGUGGGGAGCGAGAGCGCAGGUGAGGAGCUGGUGAGCUGAGCCGGUGAGACGCGCAUGGCUCGGAGGACGUCUCCCGUCUGGACUCCCCGUUUACUUGAGCUUUAAUAACCGAAUAUUUAGGUUUCAGUCUCGCGAACGGAAGAUUGGAUAAUCUAGGGUCCGUGAGAUUGCUGGUAUCGGCUGUACUUUUUUCUUCUGGUGUUCGCCAUGCUGUCAAGUCUGAAACACUUUCAGGACUUCAUGCCCGGGUCUGGUAUCCAGUCGAUUGCCAAGGCAGACCUAAUUUCGCUGCUUCUGGAUUAAGCUCCAGUUAGGCUGCUGACCUAACGGUAACGUUAAAAUGGACAUUCCGACUAAAUGGCCUUCUAGUGAGUCCCUGGAUUACAACGGUGACCCGUUUAUUGCCGGCGGUUUCAGAGCCGUAAACUUUAGUUCUUCGGAGGUCAGGCUGAACAUCUCUGCGCGCACCAGGCUGCUCCUGGAGGUUUUGAUAGUGCUGAUGGCUUUGGGCGCAGUGGCAGGUAAUAUUCUGGUGAUCGUGAUCGUGGCCGCGACCAAGACGUUCCACUCGGUGACGUCAGUGCUGAUCAUUAACCUGGCCAUCAGCGACUUUCUGGUGGGCAUCGGGGUCAUGCCCUUCGUUGCCAUCUCGGUUAUGUACGAUGGAUGGGUGGAUUGCACAGAUUUAUGCCUCUAUGUUGGUUACACAUCCUCUGUGUAUUGUACAGCCUCAGUAUUGACACUGGCUGCGAUUGCUUUGGACCGAUAUUACGCCAUCAUAGACUGCCUGCACUACAGCUCUCAGAGCACAGUAUGGAGGACGGUGGCUGCUGUCAUCUGGAUUUGGCUCCAGGCGGCUGUCACUAGCUGCCCCCCAUUACUGGGGUGGAGUCAUUUGGACUAUAUCGCUCCAAUGUACAGCUGUGCAGUGGACUGGUCCAGGAGCCCAAGCUACACUGGGUUCGUGGCCGCCUUCUCCUUCAUGCUUCCUGCCUGCAUUAUGGUCUUCUGUUAUGUUAAGAUUGUGAAAGUGGCCAGGGGUCACGCACGGAGGAUCCACGACCUGGAAGAUCACCUGCAGAGAAACAGACCACAUCCCGCUGAGCAGGAGGAGAAGCCCACCUUUUCCAGGCUGAUUUAUUGCAUCAGCGGGAAGAUACUCCCAGAGACCCACCGGGACGAGACCCUCAGCUCCCCAUACCCCUCCUGCAGUUCCUCCAGCACAGGGAGGUUGCACAAUCUCUUGACUAGGCAUGGCUUCCACAGCAAGGAGCACCAUGGCGUUUUCCGUCUCUUUCUGGUCAUCUUUGCCUUCUUCUGCUGCUGGAUGCCAUACAUCAUUGUGGCACUGGUGCAGGCCAUCGAGACUGCUACUUCUCACCAGUCCACCCACAUCCCCAACAACGUCAUCACCUUUGCCUACUGGCUGGCUCUGCUGAACUCUGACAUCAACCCGCUGCUCUAUGCUCUACUGAGCAAGAGGUUUCAGAAGGCACUAAAGAGCCUGCGCCACAAACUGCAUGCCAGGGUUAGCCAGCAGGUGUGCAACCCCCAGACAUGCACAGAGCACAGCCCACAGUGCCCCCGUAAUACAGCUGCCUCCAGCAUUAACUCUGUGUGUCCAGAAAGGGCCUUCAAUUCCUCACUUUUCUCCCUGGACUCUUGCACACCAGAAGGCUACAAGAAGGAACAAGUAUCUAGGAGGAACAACCUCCUGCCCGGACAUCUUUCCUCCGCUGUGAAGCUGGAAAGGACCAAAGAGUGUGUCUGUGUGAAGCCAGAGGGGCAGGGGCUGGAUACACAGCACUUGCAGGUGCCCUCUGCCCCUGUAGAGAGCGAUAAGCCAAGUAGGCCAUCUUCACCCUCUGACAGACAGGUGACCUUCUUUUAUGGUAAGAUAACAGUUAAAGUGGAGCAUGAUGUGCAAUGACUACCACGGGAUCUGUUGCAUCAGUCUUAGCUGUGGGACUUCACUAUGCAGUGUGAAAGAGCAGUGUCUGCCAUAACCUUGGGCUACUUCAGUCUUUGAAGUAAAAACAAAGAAAUUCAUGCAACUCUCAUACCUAGGUUAAUCAUGCUGUAGUAUUGCGCAGAUCCUAUAUUUUGUUAUUGUGAGUUCUCAUGCUACUUUAUGGUACUAUAGUAUAAACCUACUGAAUGUCAAACAAAGACAGUGAAUGGCAUUGUCACCCUCUUGGAUAACCCUGAUUCAACAUCUUUUCAUAAACACUUGCUUUAACCGUCCAAUGAUCAAAAGUUAAACAGAACAGAGAAUUUUCAUAACACGUCAUGGUCAUCAGCUUAAAGUACAUCCUGGCAGGAUACACAUGGAAGUCACCAAAUCCAUUAGAAACAUCAAGGAAUCAUCCCUCUGACUUGAGAACAGACCACUGUUUCCAAUGUCACAGAUGGACCUCAUAUCACCUGCAUCAGUUCAAAAGUGAAAAGGACACUAUUAGAAAAUUAUUUUUUUUGUUAAGAUUUAUUGUAUUUAUCACUUUAUUUACAGUCGUUUGAUAAAAUUUGCAGUGAAGGUAUAGAAAAAUAAAAUGUA
Lepisosteus oculatus (spotted gar) is the source of this 2851-nucleotide messenger RNA. Lineage: Eukaryota; Metazoa; Chordata; Actinopteri; Semionotiformes; Lepisosteidae. The record is from RefSeq and is a predicted model, not a curated record.